Molecule: messenger RNA, 3085 nt
Organism: Zerene cesonia (dogface butterfly)
Lineage: Eukaryota; Metazoa; Arthropoda; Insecta; Lepidoptera; Pieridae
Product: facilitated trehalose transporter Tret1-like
Exons: 14
Coding region: 142-1752 (536 amino acids)
Biological process (GO): transmembrane transport
Cellular component (GO): membrane
Molecular function (GO): transmembrane transporter activity
Source: RefSeq, a predicted model, not a curated record
GAGCGCCUCGCUAGUCCCUCCUGCCGCAGCCGCUGCCUAGUGCCUAGUCAUUAGUUGUUUGCAGCCGCUGAGAGGUGACUCGGUGUCGCGCGAGGAGCUCGCCUACAAUUUUGUCCGUGCUCGUUGUGUGAUCGUGUAAAGAUGGUGCUGGCAAUGGAUCCAGAUGAGAAGUAUCACUACAGCUACAAGAAGGACUUCCGAACGGCGCUGCCGCAGCUGCUUGCUGUCAGUGUUAAGAACCUUCUGCUUCUAGGAUAUGGAAUGACGCUGGGCUUCCCCACCAUUCUCAUCCCGGCUGUCAAGGAUCCAAUGGAAGGCGAGAUACUGCACUUGCAAAAUUCAGAAAUAUCAUGGAUAAGUUCCAUAAACCUCAUAGUGGUGCCAAUAGGCUGUGCGUUGUCCGGAUCAGUGACGUCACCGCUGGGGCGGAGGCGCGCGAUGCAGCUGGUCAACCUGCCCUUCUUCAUCGCCUGGCUGAUCUUCCACUUCUCCAAGACCACCUCGCACUUGUACACGGCGCUCAUCUUGACGGGCUUAGCGGGUGGUCUCCUGGAGGCGCCCGUGCUGACAUAUGUAGCGGAGAUCACGCAGCCGCACCUGCGCGGCGCGCUGUCUGCCACCAGCUCCAUGUGCAUCAUCAUUGGCGUGUUCACGCAGUUCCUCUUCGGCCUGCUGCUGUACUGGCGGACGGUGGCCCUCGUCAAUAUCGUAUUCACGAUUUUAGCAGUAGUCGCUCUUUGCUUCGUGCCCGAGUCUCCACAUUGGCUUGUAUCUAAGAAACGAUAUUCCGAAGCGAGACAGAGCUUGCAAUGGCUCCGCGGUUGGACUGCCGCGGCCAACGUAGAUGCUGAGUUGAGGGACAUAGAGGCUCUUUACAAGAAAAAGAAAGAGGCAGAAGGAGACGAGGAGACGCUGCUGGCGCGCAUGUCUCUCUACACCGAGAGGAGUUUCCUGGUGCCCUUCUUUUUGGUCUCCUACGCGUUCUUCGUGGGACACUUUAGCGGAAUGACCACGUUGCAGACGUACUCCGUAUCGAUAUUCCAAAUGCUGGAGGCGCCGAUCGACAAGUACUACGCGACGCUGAUCCUGGGCGUGCUGCAGAUCGCGGGCUCGUGCGCCUCCGUCUCGCUGGUGCACUGGACCGGCAAGCGGCCGCUCACGCUGCUGUCCACUGCCGGCGCCGGCCUCGUCUGCCUGCUCGUCGCAUCCUACGACGCGUACAUUAUUACGAGUGCCGAUAAAGAUGUACCAGAAAUCGUAAACUUUACUACUACAGCUAGCAGCGGCAUUAUGGCUUCGAGUAAUCCGACUGCAUGGAUUCCCACAACUCUUCUGAUGCUGUUAGCCCUGAUUACCCACAUCGGCAUCAGACUGCUGCCUUGGAUCCUCAUUGGAGAAGUGUUCAGCGCCCGCACGAGGGCGGGCGGCGCGGGGCUGGCCAGCGCGGUCGGCUACAUCUUCGGCUUCCUCACCAACAAGAUGUACAUCAGCAUGGUGGAUACUCUGUCCAUUUGGGGCACGUACGGCCUUUAUGGUAUUGUGAGCCUCAGCGGCUGCGUAGUGUUCUACUUCAUCCUGCCGGAGACCGAGGGGAAAAAGCUGAAUGAUAUCGAGAAUCACUUCGCGGGAUUGAGCAAGUUGGCGAACAAAGUGUACCGCUCUAAGAGACGACCUCCCCCAGAGAUAACGAAAAUAAGCGAGUUAAAAGGCACCACCAACCCCACAUUCGAGGGAGACGCCACGUACAUUUAAUUAUUGCAUUUGAAAUCGAACUUGACUCAGUCUCGUUAGCAAAUCUUAUAUUUAACUUUUUAGAAUUGUGCUGUGUAUAGAUAAUUAAUUUUAGAAUUGACUUUUUCGUUAAAGUAUUUAUUUUUUUACAUUUUGACAAUUCUUUUCAUAAAAUUGUUUAAAUAUUAGCAUAGAUAAUUAAAAACAUUGUUAACAACGUUAAAUUGACAAGAAUUGUAAAUAAUUGUCGUGUUCAUGUAUUUUGUUAGAAGUAUUGGAUUGUGUCAUAAAUUGUCUGUGAUCAUGAUUUUAUAUUUUUUAAGUAAUUUACUAAUUUUCAAUAUUUAUAUUAGCUAUUUAUAUUAAAUCAAAACUUAAUAUUAAUGUAAAUUCAAACUUUAUAAAUUUACAAGAAUAGUUGACGUAGGAAGGUAGAUAAUAAGUUAUUGAUGUGUUUAAUAUUAGAAAUACAUAUACAUAAUAUCCUCACGAUAAGGAUUUUGGAGAGGGAAAAUGCAUUCGUUCUUUUUCAAUUGUAACGUCUGUCAAACGCGUGAAUUUUAAGCACUUCACCGUAAAGGUUUUUUAUGUUUUUUUUUUAUUUUUAUUGUCAGGAGCUCUUAUACAAGCACAAAAACUAAAUAAAUUUAUGUACGUCACAAAGGAAAGUAGAUAUCCAUUUUAUAUGAAUUUGGUAUUAUUAAUUGAUAGAUAAGCUAAACAAAAACAUAUACCGAAGCUAUGAAACUGGCUGUAAAAGCGUACAGACAGAUGUGAGAGACUACCAUAAGCUGUUAGUAUACCUGCUGUCGCAAGCAAGUUUGCUCAGCGCUCGAUUCGAUUCAUUGUAUUCGGACUUUUAGGGAUAAGAACUUAUUCAAAUUUUAAAUAUUUUGUAUAAAUUAAUAUUUAAAAAAUUUAUUUUCAAUUUCAUUUUAUUCUAGGGUUACAUAUUCUACAAAUAUCAAUUGCCUCAUCAGAAACUCUUUUACGAAUAUGUUUUGUUGCGUUUUUUUUUUUGCUAUACCGCAAGUAUUUAUAAUUUUAGGGAAAUUAUUGUAUCAUCAGCUUGAAUAUAAUUAUUUGAAACAGGGUUCUUUUGUAUGUGUGUGUAUUGUGCAUCUAUAGUUGAAUUCAUUGGACGUAUGUUGUAACAGUUGCACCUAAUGAAUUCUAAAAUGUUUAAUUUAAUAAUUUAGUAUAAGUCUUUAUUAAUUUAAUAAUAGAUUGUAUUUUUUUAUAUUUAUAUGCCUAUGCACAAAACGAGCGCAUUGUAAUGCAGCUACUUUGUAUUAUAUGAGUUCAUGUUUAUAUAGAUAAGUCUAAUUUGUAAAUAUUAAAAUUAUUGUAUUGA